UCUAUAUUACUGUUUGAUUGGAAAGAGGCUUCUAUGCGCUCUUUAAGGUGACAUAGGAACUGAUGCAUGAUGUUAAUUUUAAAUAAUCAGGGUUGAGCUUGGUAUGUGUUUUUUGAAGAUUGCAUGCAGGCAAGAAGUGAUCUUGCAUAUUAACCAAUCAACGUUGAAAGAGAUCAGUGUCAUCCAAUCAGAGGCCUUAGGUAAGACAUCAGCAGAUCAGUAAUUACUUUGCCACAAUUUAUGUGAGGCAUUAUCUUGCAAAUAGGCAGUGCCAAGUUUUGCAGACUGUAGACUGGCGGAUGGUGAUGACAUGUUGUUGACGUUUUGCAAGAAGAAAUAUAAUUUGGACCUUCAGUAAGAGAACAUUUGAGCAGAAUUCGGAUUGCUCUUAUUAUCAAAAUCUCUGAGCAUAGAUUGGUUUCUGAAGUCUUUCCGCAGUGCAUUCAACUCCAAAUUUUAUGGAUCUACAUGUAGGUACUGUAAUUUUUCAACAACACCAGUGUCAACAGAUGGUGUCGCACAGAGCUAUAAGAUUGUCCAGUGUGUCAUUCUUGUCGUAUCAACAAUUCUGCAUUUGAUACUGAACCCACUUUGUCUUCUUGUACUGAGACGUGUGGACAGCAUCCAGGACACCACCAAAGUCUUUCUGAGAGCUCUGACUGCUGCUGAUCUUGGAGUUGGGAUUUUCGUGGUCCUGCCAAGUGCCAAUGACAUUUGCUGCUUUCUACCAGGACUGGCCUUUCUGCCUGUGUUAAUCAAUCAGACGUUGGCACAUGACUUUCGCAUGUAAAAAUUGGACUGACCGUAAUUUUUGGGUGAUGCAUCCUCUUGCCACCAGGCGACACCAAGUUUACUGAUGCUUUAGCAGCUUAAAAAAUGUGGGUGUUUUUUUUCUUGAUUUAGUGCAGGAGAUUAGAUACCAGCAGAAAACUGAUCAGUCCUAAAUUUGCCAUCUCUUCCGAUUUUUGUUACCUAUUCACAAUGAAUUCUACCCUGGAACCCAACAAUUACGGUGUAACAGACAGCUUUGGGAUUGCCCAGUGUAUCAUUCUGGUGACAACCAUUCUCCUUUUGACACUGAACCCACUUUGUCUUCUUGUAUUGAGACGCGUGGACAGCAUCCAGGACACCACCAAAGUCUUUCUGAGAGCUCUGACAGCUGCUGAUCUUGGAGUUGGGAUUUUCUUCGCCCUCCCAGGGACAUUUGUUACUUUUUACAAGGACUGGCCUUUUGGUAAUGCUUUGUGUGGAUUGCAAGCCUUUCUCCUAUCUACCAUCAUCUAUUCCCCUCCUGUAUCUCUGCUCAUGUUGACAGUAGAUCGUUACAUUUCAGUGGUUCAUGCACUCCGCUACUCUUCACUGGUAACUGUGAAGCGGGCACGAAUUGCUGUCGUGUCUGUUUUGGGGGCACUUUUGCUGAUAGGAGUUGGGUACAACUUUGUGGGAGAAUGGCGCUUCAUGUUCAUGCCCAAACUUCUUGUUUGUGUGUGUACUAAUAACGAAGCAGGAAAUUUGACUUUGCCAUUCAUUCAAGUGACAUUUUCAUGCGUAGUAUCAUUUGCUCUGCUUACAGUACUGAUAACGUACAUCAGACUCUUUCUGAUUUCCCGACAUCAUGAACGGCGCAUCCAUGCCAAUAAUCCAGCUGCCCUUGAAGGUAAUCCACUUCCGAGACCCAACAAUAAGAUGCUUCACACGUUACUCAUCAUUGUACUGAGUGCAUUGAUCUUCAAUCUCCUACCACUUUUGUGGAUCGUACUCGGUGAUGUUGAUAUGGACCCCUUGGUAACCUUUUUCAUACUUGACCUGCCCAUUCUUACAAACAGUUGGUUGAACGUGGUCAUCUAUUUCUUCAGGAACAAGGACAUCCGCCAAGCAACCAGGAAUCUUUUGCUGACUUACUUGACAUUUUUGCAGAAGCAUUCCCCUUUUACAUGUACUUGCAACACAAGUUGAACCAUACAAUGAAUUCUGUAAUUGUACUAUUUAUUUUGUUGUCACAAUUUUUUUCUUUGAUCUCUUCGGUCUUCUCAAAGUACAUCAUAAAAUAACAAAUUUUUCCAGCAGAGCUGUUUUUAAUUUACACAGCAUUACAUGUAACUCCUUGUUCCAUCGUGCGGAAUACUUAAGCAAGUGAAAGCAUCCUGAGUGAGGACAUUCUUAUUCUUUUUUCAUAUGCAUGAUGUUAGAUUUAAUGAUAUUAGAUGGAAUAGAACUUUGAUCGAUGUGCUGUAAAUGCAACGCCAGAGUACACAAACCAAUAGCUGCAUUUUCUGUUAAAAUGAACAAAAGUUAUUAAUCUCCAGGCACGCACUUGUGCAUAAUUUUUGGGAAAUGUAAAGACAUGUUUCAUUUACUGAUAUCUAUUUGGGGUUGUAGUGUAUCAGUUUAACAUAUUUCAGUUUAAAUGCAAACACAGAUAUAGCCAUGUAGAAAUUUAAUCUGUUAAGUGUUUGUAGGUUUGCGUAAUAAUGUAGAUGCGCCAAGCAUGCGUCAUUGAAUUUGGUGAGUGAACCAGUUCACGCCGUGAUUAUUUUGCCAAAAAUGGAACAAGGCACGGGAUUACUUUUCGCUCGACCUCUAGCUAGGCGGGUUGUAUCCAUCACCCCCGGGCAGCACACUCGUAUUUCUGGCUUCGCUCGCUGCGAGCUUGUCACUGGCAGAUAUUUUCCGGUCUCGUUCCCUGUGUGUUUAUCCGUCAUCUGUUCUGAAUACUGCAAAACGUUUGCGUGUAAACACAUCAUCCGGCGCGUACUGGUUAAGUAAUUUCAAAAAACUUCAUAGUUUAGACUUAUUUCAAGGUUGAAUUCGUCUCUAUAAAGUGAUAAUUUGGUACACCCAUAAUAUAACCAUAUAUUAAGGAUCUCUGUCAAUUGGCUUCUAUCAAGAUGAUUGCAGUGUGCUUUGGCUCUUCCUCAGUCUUGUUUUUCUAAGGUAUAUAUUGCUUGUAAAGGCAGCGAGUCGGCAUGCAACCGUUCGUAUACCGCGACAGUGAAAGAGAUUGUUUAUGUUCUUCUCUACCGUCAGGCCGCAUUGGUUAAAAUGAAAAUACUAGAAUGCCAAAUUAUACGCCAAUGAGUUUGGAAACAAUUGGCGUCAGGCAGCGUGGCUGGUUACUAUGAUUUGAAGGUUGCCAUGCAUGCGCAAGCAAGACCUGUUAUUGCAUCAAAUGCAAUCAACAUUGAAAAGGAUCUGGGUUAACCAAUCAGAGGUGGACACACGACGUCUGCAUGUAAGAUAUACACUGACCAUAAUUUUUGGAUGACACAUCCUCUUGCAACCAGGCCACACCUAGUUUACUGAUGUUUUAGCACCUUGGAAAUUUGGCACCUCUUCAGGUUUUUUAGCUGCUCCACAGUGAAUUCAACUCCAGAUUGUGUGGAUCUUGUAGACAGCAAUUUGUCAACGACACCGGUGUCAACAGACAGUGUAGCAGACAGCCGUAGGAUUGUCCAGUGUAUCAUUCUUGUCAUUACAACGAUUCUCCUUUUGACUCUGA
Patiria miniata (bat star) is the source of this 3499-nucleotide messenger RNA. Its product is annotated as beta-3 adrenergic receptor-like. The coding region runs from base 982 to 1956 and encodes 324 amino acids. The record is from RefSeq and is a predicted model, not a curated record. Gene Ontology annotation, molecular function: G protein-coupled receptor activity. Lineage: Eukaryota; Metazoa; Echinodermata; Asteroidea; Valvatida; Asterinidae. Gene Ontology annotation, biological process: G protein-coupled receptor signaling pathway. The transcript has a single exon. Gene Ontology annotation, cellular component: membrane.